AUGUCGUCUGAUUCGCUGGUACUCGACUACUAUCGUGACAGAGAUGCUAAAGCGGGCAUCCACAACGCCAUCAACAGCUUCCUCGCCCUCGGAGGCGAUCAUCAUGACCUCGGACGCUACGAAUCCGAAGAAGUCCUGAUGCAAGAGACUGUCGUGAUAAAGGACGACCGCGGCGUCGGCUACCUGGCCAGGAAGGAUAUGGACGGAGUGGAGGCGAUGAUUUCCAUGACCGCCGUGCUCGCGGAAUGUAACCUCCCGCCAUACCGGGAUGCAAAGUCCUUGUUCCAAUCUCGCCGAGGAAAGAAGGACAUUCCCGUCAACCGCGUAUCACUUGCCUGGUAUGGACAUCCCUCGUACGACAAGGCUCGCGUAGGCCUCGAGAACAUACGCACGCAGUUUUCUCUCAAAUACGAUACGCUGGACAAGAUCAACGACAACGUAGUCGCGGGAGAGCCCGCACUAACGUCUGAGAAUCGCGUCGUGUCCAAAGUCGACCAAGUGGCAAACGGCAUACGAGAUGCGGACUUCCCAAAGGCCAUCGACCCCAACAAUGUCAUUCGAACGGUUCUACUGUCCUCUCCUCUCUACCGCUACGUGGAAGAUAACGCGAUAACUUACUCAAAGCUCAAUCUCGCGGAAAACGUUGAGGAUUCUGUCGCGCAGCGAUGCUCGCCUGAGGAGUUUAAGGUCGGCAUGGUAGUCUGCGUCCAGGCAACGCCUUGCGUGGUCCCCACAGUCAAGCACGGCUACAAGGUCAUGCUGAAGCUGAGGAACAUACUCUGCGUGAGCGAUGAAAUCUAUAAGAAGUACGUAUUCGCCGUGCGCGUCAAGGACGUCAACAGCACUCCAAAGCCAGGAGGAGGGCUCAAGAGGGCGGCGACAGAGCCAGAGUGGAUCCCCAAGAAGAAACGCACCUUCACUAUGGGCGACGUCCGCAUGAGGGAUGAAAGAGCUCUGUCCGAAGAGGCCGACGAACGGGAACGUGGUCAGGACAACGAGCUUUCCACUAAAGGCGGCGAAGCGGGCAAUAUCGUAGAUAAGUUUCGCCAACUGACAACUGGUCGCGGGGAUGGGUCAGCCAGCAGCGGGGGGGGAAACAAAGAGUAG
Messenger RNA from Peniophora sp. CBMAI 1063, 1107 nucleotides. NCBI's taxonomy places the organism in Eukaryota, Fungi, Basidiomycota, Agaricomycetes, Russulales, Peniophoraceae. The record is from the annotation of a GenBank genome assembly.